Molecule: messenger RNA, 1249 nt
Organism: Lytechinus variegatus (green sea urchin)
Lineage: Eukaryota; Metazoa; Echinodermata; Echinoidea; Temnopleuroida; Toxopneustidae
Product: carbonyl reductase [NADPH] 1-like
Exons: 6
Coding region: 176-1144 (322 amino acids)
Molecular function (GO): carbonyl reductase (NADPH) activity
Source: RefSeq, a predicted model, not a curated record
UAACGUGAGCCAGUGUUUCCACAGAUCCAAAGUAAAUUUCCUGAAACUGAAUAAAAAAUAUUCCGAAAUUCAUAGGCGUUUCCUGGAAUUUUCAAGCAUGAUUUUUUUUUAAAUCGGGCAAUAAUAGUAAUACAGCGAGCCUAAAUUAGGCCCAUGUGAUCCAAAUCAAGGAAACAUGUGUACUUGGUCUUGGCAACGAAAUCCCGACCACGCCCACUACAUUAUUGCGACGGGCAAAAUGAAAAACUCCCCCAUCGAAAUGUCUCAGAAAAUUGCUCUAGUUACUGGAAGCUCUACAGGCAUCGGUCUCGCCGUCGUCCGUGCUCUCUGCCGACUCUUUGGAGAGAAAGGAGCCAUAUAUUUGACCGCCAAGGAUGAAAGCCAAGAUGGGAUGCAGGCCGUUAAACUCUUGAACAGUGAAGGGCUCAGUCCUAGAUUCAAUCUGCUUGAUGUCACUGACGUAGCGAGCAUGGAGAAGCUUCGGGAUGAUAUAAAGGCCGAGCAUGGAGGCUUAGAUAUUUUGAUCAACAAUGCAGGAAUUGCCUUUAGAGGUAAUGAUGUCCCAAUGCCCGAGCAAGCUGAAAGAACGAUCCGGACCAACUAUCAUGGUGUACGUCUAGUGACCAAAGCUUUCUUGCCAAUCAUCAGGAAUGGUGGAAGGGUUGUGAAUCUUGCCAGUAAGGCAGCACCGAUGGCAUAUUACGAGAUGAGCGAAGAACUCCAGAAACGCUUCCGAGAGGUCACAACAGAGGACGGUGUGACGGACCUCAUGAAUGAAUUCGUAGAGGGCACAAAAGUGGGAGACCAUGUACUAAAGGGAUGGAGAGAUUGGGCAUACGGGACCAGCAAACUUGGUAUAGUAGCCCUCACCAAAGUGCAUGGUGAAAGUGUAGGCAAGGAUACAAGCAAAAAAGAUGUCCUCAUAAAUUGUUGUAGCCCUGGAUAUGUCCUGACUGAUAUUACAUCCCACCAUAGCGGCGAGAGAGCCAAAAUGAUAUUAACCCCCGACGAGGGCGCCGACACACCUGUCUACUUAGCCCUCUUGCCAGCCGGGACCACCAAUAUUCAGGGCAAGUACUUGUCCAAGAGGAUGGUCAAGAAUUUUUUUGAGGAGGACAUCAGGCCGUUCCAUCCUUUAGAUUAGUUCUCUUUAGUUUCGUAAGGUGCAGGAUUUCGUGGAGCGUUGUGGCCCAGUGGAUUAGUCUUAUGACUUUGAAACAGAGGGUCGUGGGUUUGAAUCCCAGCCAUG